Aspergillus versicolor CBS 583.65 is the source of this 654-nucleotide messenger RNA. RefSeq lists its product as uncharacterized. The record is from RefSeq and is a predicted model, not a curated record. Bases 1 to 654 code for a protein of 217 amino acids. Lineage: Eukaryota; Fungi; Ascomycota; Eurotiomycetes; Eurotiales; Aspergillaceae. The transcript is spliced from 3 exons.
AUGAGCGACAGACCCGUGGUGCAGAUAGUCAUUGUCCCGCAUCGUCCGGUCCACGAUGAGGCGGAACUCGACAACGAGCUCAACCAAGCUUUCACGCUGGUAUUAAGAUCUCAAGGACUACUUGGCGCGUAUCAGGGACAUAAAUUCGAGGAGCGGUACACAAGAGUCUACUUACUCCUCUGGGAAAGCCUCAGCGCCAGCCAUCAUUUCCUCACCUCAGAGGCCUACGACAAGUUUAACACGCUUGCACAGCCGAGUCUCAGAGGCCGUACCAUCACAUGGACACAGCAUGCCGCCAUUCAGGCUUCAGGGCUUGCCAGUGUGGACCGCUUCAACCGUUUGUUAACAGCUCCCGCCAUUGAAGUUGCCUGGACGAACGUUAAAGAAGGAAAGGUAAACGGGUAUCUCAAACAGUUUGACGAGGUGGUUCGAGAUAUCUUGGACGCUGAACCGGGCUGCGAUGGCUUUUUCAUAAGUCCGCACCUUGAAAACCCUCAUAAUCAGAUUCUACUCAUCAACUGGAAAAGCGUCGACGCCCACCAUGUCGAGUUUGAAAACAAGGCAACGUUCAAGGCGUGUAUUGAUGCCCUCUACGAUUACUACCGGGAGUUUGUGGUCCCCUGGCAUAUCGUGGGACUCCGAAAACUAGCUUAG